AACCUGUAAUUAUAAAAUCAAAAGGCAGCUUUAAUUAUUAUAUUAACAAUGCAUUGUUUGCUUUAAUUAUUUGAAAUUAGUACAUAAAAGCGUAUGUCAAAAUGCAAAAUGUCAGAUAUCAUGUAUGCCGAACUUGUAACGUUGCACAAUAUUUUGUUUACGAUAAUAUUUUCCGUAUAUACUUUAAUAAUAUGCCAUAUCGUAAAAAAUAUGAGUUGGAAGCGAUCAAGGUAUAAAUGAUCAAAUUACAAGGAGUGAAAAGUACACAGUAAAAAGCUUAAAAAUAAACGAGAGAAUGUCGACAAAAAGUUCUGACAUAAAGACUAGUUAUUCUGCGGCUCUUCUAAAUGUGGCAGUAGCCGGUUCUUCACUUUGGGCUCUGAGAAUAGUCGAUCCAGAAGAGUUGUAUUUUGCACUGACAGCUUUUGGAAUUGUAUUGGCUAAUUCUUUAUGUGGAAUUUUUAGAUAUGGUCAUCCGGAGUUUAUGGAUAACUUUAAAAAAGUUCAUGCAGCAUCUGUGUUUGUAAUGGACACAUUUCCUGUUCCAUUAAUUGUAACAGAGCUGUACUUGCAAGAAGGUUUUAGGCCAGAGCUAUGUUAUUUGCAUUUAUUAAGUGCUUUUAUACCAACAAUAGCUUAUACAGUAGGAAUGGAGGACGAUGAUGACAAAAUACAAGAUCUGGUUAUUGUUGGUAAUCUGGCAUCGUUGACUCAUUUAUCAUAUAUAACUGAUAACCAUUGGGGUACAGCACUUGGUGUUUCAUGUAUAUUGAAUUAUUUUGGAUGUUGUGUUUUCAGCGGAAGAUCUGUACCUUAUCUGCAAAUGUAUUACAUUGGAUACUGCUUUUUUAACUAUUUUGCAAUAAGAGCCCUUUUUGAAUAAGUGUGAUUUUUGAA
This is a messenger RNA of Ctenocephalides felis (cat flea), 897 nucleotides long. RefSeq lists its product as uncharacterized. The transcript is spliced from 3 exons. The coding region runs from base 296 to 883 and encodes 195 amino acids. The record is from RefSeq and is a predicted model, not a curated record. Lineage: Eukaryota; Metazoa; Arthropoda; Insecta; Siphonaptera; Pulicidae.